AACCUAGCUCACUAUAUACUGCUUAGUCCACAAAGGCUAUAGCACUAUCUUUUUCUUUCUCUAGCUUUGCCACCCAUGGCUUCCUCUGCAAAAUUCACAUAUUUUCUCUUCCUGAUCCUAACCCUCUUCUUCUCUUUGCAAAUCCAUGCUAGAGAAAGCCAGUUCUUCAGCAAAGUCACAAACAACAAAGAGACAACAACAGUGAUCCCCAACAAAGAAGAAACCACAACAAAACAAAACCAACAAGAGCCAACCUUCAUCCCAGAGACCCAAGGCGGCUACGGCCUCUACGGCCACGAGUCCGGCCAGUUUCCUCCCACCACCACCACCCCAACCCACGUCAAUGCCGCACCCACCCGUGUCCCAUACAAAAACGAGUUCGACGAUGAAGAGUCCUUGAACAAGUACCUCAACACCAACGACGACCACAACAAGAACUACUAUUACAACACUAACGACGACCACAACAAGAACUACUAUUACAACACCAACGACGACAACCUCAACAACAAGAACAAGAACUAUUACUUCAACAAGAACGGCUACCAGGCCAGCCAAUACGGCGGCUUUGGCGACACAAAGCUGACGACGACAGAGAAAGGGUAUUCCACCAUGGCCAACCAGAACAACUACAAUGAGCGGCAAGGGAUGAGCGACACAAGGUUUAUGGCGAAUGGGAAGUACUACUACGACAUUCAUGGCGAGAAGUACAAUCCUAACCAGUAUGGGAACUCCAGAGGCGCCGUGGCUUCAAGAAACUGGUACGGCAACAAGGGUGGUUACUAUGGCAACAAUGAGAACUCCUUCGAGCGCAGCAACUCCAUGGAAGGGUACCAGAAUGAGGAAGAGUUCCAAGAGGAACAAAAUGAGUUCGAGCCAUGAUGAUGAUGAUGAUGAUGAUGAUGAUGAGUACAACAACAAAAAAGUUGCCAAGAAUUGUGAGAUUUGUUUAAGCAAAUUCAGGGGUGUUUUAUAUAAUAUUUAAAAGCACGCAUAGGUCGUUUUAUUAUAUAUGCAGGGUUCUUAUGGUCAAUUUGUUAUCUUGUUUGUGGGUUUGCAUACUCUUCAUGCUCUGAAAAGUUCAAGUAUGAAUUAAAGCAUAAUUUUGCUUUUGGUUAUAAUAAAAUGUAUAUUGUACUA
Corylus avellana is the source of this 1140-nucleotide messenger RNA. NCBI's taxonomy places the organism in Eukaryota, Viridiplantae, Streptophyta, Magnoliopsida, Fagales, Betulaceae. The record is from RefSeq and is a predicted model, not a curated record.